GCCCCCGCCGCGCCCAGCUCGCUGCCGCCCUGUCACCAACAGAUGUCGCCCCCGGUCGACUCCACCCACGCACCGCUCAUUGGCCACUGCGCGAUCGUCGCGCCGCCUGACGAGCCGCCGAAGAAGCAGCGCGGCCGCAAGAAGGGCCAGACGAAAAGCUCCGGCGCUUGGGUGGCGCGCAAGGUACUAGGUCGACCGGUUGGCACCACCCGCGCCAACGGGUACAAUGUCGGCUUGCGCGGCGGCCGCAAGAAGGGCACCACCCGCGCCAAUGGUUACAAGGUUAGCGGUGGCCGGCCCAAAGGCACGACGGCUGCCAACGGGUACAAGGUCAGCUCAGGCCGUCCCAAGGGCACCACCGCGGCUAAUGGCUACAAGGUGGGCUUAGGCCGACCCAAGGGCACCACGGCGGCCAACGGGUACAGGGUGGGCCGCGGCGGGAGCCGACCCAGGGCUGAGCAGCACCACCAGCAGCAGCAGCAGCAGCAGGAGUCUUCCCCGGGCGGCCCCGGAGGAUGUCGGGCAGCAGUACCCGACAUCCGACGCGGCCGGCACGCAGCCGUUUCCGGAACAUGAGUGCCCGGACGUGAAGAUGGUGGAUUUUCGGUACCCAUUGCGCAGAGUGGUGCCGAACAUGGUCCGAAUGGAGGUGACUCCGGAGAUAAUCGAAGACUCUCCCGCCUCGGCGCACCACCAGAGCUCUCCGCCGUCCUCCCCGUGCCAGGCCGUCUCGUACUACAAGCCGCCGCCGCUGGUGGGGCUCGGCGAGUCGGCACCGUCGCCUUCCGUACUCGCUCCUGCCGCCUACCUGCCGCCCGCCGCCGCCGUCGCCUCGGGCUACGCGUCACCGCCGGUGGCGCCCCCGCGGAGCGUCACGCCGGUGUCAGGGGCAUCCCCUGGCGGACACCUGCCGGGCGCAGCGCCGGCGGCGGAGCUCUGUCCGUACCCGGCCCCCAGUCCGGCGGCGUACGAGCCGGCGCCGGCCGACAGGACCCCGACAUACGGCUUCCCCCCAGCCCACCCCACCGGCUCGCCCGCCGGCAUCAAAAGUGAGUUCCCCGACACUGAUCCUGGCUAUGCUCUAUACAGCCCGACACAGCCGCCGGUCAUGAUGUCAGCCCACGGAGCUGGGCAUGGCGUCACGUCAGCCGACUGCGAACCGCCGUCUGCGCUCUCGACGUCCGCCUGCCAGUCACCGCCCGCCGACGGGUCCGCGGGGUACGCGGGUGUUUCGAAGCAUGAGCGCCCCGAGUUCGCGCCCUCUGCGACUGACCUGGCACCCAGGCACCUGGGGCUGUUUGCCAUGCCCUGCCCCGCCUACCCUCCCUGCCCCCCGGCUAAGCUGCUCGGCUACUCGCCGUGCCCUGGCGCCGUGCCCCCGGGCUAUCCGCCGUCGCCGGCUGUCCCGCCGGCCGAGCAUCAGCCCGUCCCCGACGGCAAGUCCGUCUGGUACUCGCCGCUACCUGUUCACGCGGCUCAGACCCUGCUGCCGGCGCCGUUCACGGCCACCUGUCACUGGGGAGCGCCGCUGGCCAGCCCGCCCGUGUCGCAGGCCGGCGCGUGCGAUGUCGCCUUCUGCAGCCCGGCCAGCCGCUAG
Messenger RNA from Pollicipes pollicipes, 1597 nucleotides. RefSeq names its product leucine-rich repeat extensin-like protein 5. The record is from RefSeq and is a predicted model, not a curated record. Bases 593 to 1597 code for a protein of 334 amino acids. Lineage: Eukaryota; Metazoa; Arthropoda; Thecostraca; Pollicipedomorpha; Pollicipedidae. The transcript has 3 exons.